AUGGUACAUACAACAGUUAUGUAUGAUGGACAACAAAUUCAAAUAAAUUUACCCGAUAAUCCAUCAUUAGAUAUAAUAUAUAAAUGUUUACAUGAACAAAUGCCAAGAACAUUUGAUUUACGUACACAUAUUAUUCAAUUAUUUGAUCCGAUUAUAGGAGAAUUUUUUGAUUUAAAUGAUGAUGGUCUUAAAUCAUGGUAUUGUCUUCCAUUUAAAGAAAAAACUCAUAUGCGUUUACAAAUAAUUCGUGCUGGUAUUAAUUAUGAUAAUACAAAUGAACAUGAAUUAAAUACAACUAAUAAUAAUAAUAUGUCUGAAGUUUUCAAAAAAAUUGAACAUGAUAUUGAUAAUUUAUUUAGUGCUAUUGCAAAUCUUCAAACAACGGCUAAUGGUAUUCGUCAAGAUUUUAAAUCAGCUCUUGAUAAAUAUAAUAAAUAUCAACAAGAAAAACUUUUAACAAAUCAAACAAAUAUAUCUAUGACACAAUCAGUUAUACAAAAUUUAAAUCGAUCACAAAAUAAUAAUAAUAAUAAUAAUAUGAUACGAGAAAAAAAUUCAUCAUUAAAAACUCAAAAUGGAAAUAUUGAACGACCAAUACGUUAUCCAGCUGAAGAUAUUCGAUUUAAAAAUAAACCACAACAAGAAAAUAUUAUUUCUAUUCCUGUUGUACAACAAGUUCCAUUAGUAUCAAAUGUUUAUCAAGAUGAUGAUGAAGAUGAUGAAGAAUUAACUGAACAUAAUAAUAGUACACCCAUUAGUCAAUCUGUAUCAACAGUUGAUAUUGAAACAUUAUUAUUAAAUGUUGGUGAAGAUUUUCAAGCACUUGUUUCAAUAGCUGUUAAUCCAUCAUAUUUCUUUGUUCAAAAUACUUUAUAUACGCAUGAUCUUGAAAAACUUGCUCAAAGCAUGAAUGAUUAUUAUUCAACAACUGAUCCACCAUCAAUACCUUUUAAACCAAUGGAAAUGAGUUGUUGUGCAGCUCGUUAUUCAGUUGAUAAUCGAUGGUAUCGUGCUCGAAUAAAACGAUAUAGUUCUGAAACAACUGUUGAACUUGUUUAUCUUGAUUACGGUAAUAAUGAAGAACGUAAUAUUAAUGAAUUACGUCCACUUGAUCCAGCUUUUGCUCGUUUACCUGCUCAAGCUAUUUGUGCAGCACUUGAGUUAUUGCCAAUCAAUGGUGAUAAUAAUAGUUCAUGGACAAAAAAAGCUAGUUUUAAAUUUCAUGAAGAUACUUUAACUAAACCACUUGAUAUACGUAUUAUUGCCCAACCAACAUUACAAUGGCCAAUGUAUUUUGUGCAACUUACAAUUGAUGAACAUACGGAUGUUGCUGAAACAUUAAUAUCAUUACGUCAUGGUCGACGAGCAUCACUUGCUGAAAUAGUACAAAUUGUUGGUCCUCGUCUUGAUCUUAAUGAUUAUGCUGCUUAUAAUUUACCAAAAGAAAUUCUACAACAAGCAACACAUCUCAUUCUUCCACAAAGACAAUCAGACAAUAUUUUACAUUUGUCCAAUGUUACGAAACAAGAUAGUGGCAUGCAGAGUAAAAUUUCAUCGAAUCAAUCUGGUAGAAUUUCACGUUCAAGUAAUCUUCCAUCAAUUAAUUUAAAUUUAAAUGAUAAUAUUAGUACAUGUACAAUAACAUCAAUAACAUCACCAUCACAUUUUUUUAUUCAAUUAACAGAAAAAAAUAAUUUCGAACAAAUAUAUAAUAGUGUUAAUGAAACAUAUCUUGAACGUAUAUCAUGUGAUCGUAUGACACGUUUAAAAAAUUUUUCAUUAAAUACAUUAGGUGUUGCAAGAAAUAAUCGUGAUCAACGUUUUUAUCGUGUACAAAUUAUAAAUCAUGAUCGUGAACGUAAAACACUUCUUGUACUUUGUUUUGAUUUUGGUGAAUAUAUAACAAUACAAGAAUCAUCAAUAUAUGAACUUAUACCUGAAUAUCAAAUAUAUCCACCACAAGCUAUUAAAUGUUCAUUAGGUUUAAUAAAUUCAAUAAAUGAAGAUUGGUCACGUGAAGCUAUUAAUUUAAUGAAUCGUUUUAUUGGUGGAAAAGGUUAUAAAACAUUUCGAUUUUAUUCAUUAAAUACAUCAAUACAAACAAUAAAACUUGGUGAUUCACCAUUACCUAUUAUAUUAUAUGAUAUAAAUACAUCAAUUAAUUCAAUAAAUGAACAAUUAGUUGAAAAAAAACUUGCAAUACCUGAUUCAAAUUAUAUAGAAUAUAUACGUAUUGCUAAUGAUGCAAUGAAUGAUUUAAAUGGUUAUAAAACUCAACGUAUAAGACAAUAUAUUGAAUCUCAAAGAAAUUAUACUCAACAACAAACUGAUAAAAUACAAACAACAUCAUCAGUUUUUAUUGAAAGAAAUCCAGUUGAUGUUCGAUAUGAACAACCACAAAAACAACCAAUAAAUAAUAAUCCUAUUAUUAAUACAACAAAUAUUGAACCAUUGCCUUUACCAGAAAAUGAAGAAAAUUUACCAUAUUGUCCACCUGUUGUUGAACCGGAACCACGACAUUGGUAUGCUGUUGAAGUAACACAUGUGAAAUCAGCUGGCGAAUUUUAUAUUCGAUAUCCAUUUGGUACUGAUACUUCACUUGGUCAAGGCAAUGAACCUGCUCUUUAUCCAGAAGAAAUCGAACCAAAUCAAAUGCUUAAUGAUCUUCAUCGAAAUAUGGCUGAUUUAUAUUCAACUGAACAACGUCGAGGUAUAUCAACAGCUGCUUCCUACUGUCGUGGUCAAAUGGUUGCUGUUCGUUAUCAAUCACAUUGGUAUCGUGCACGUGUAUUAGAAUUUAAACCAACAACAAAUUUUGCAUGGGUUCAAUUUGUUGAUCAAGGUGAAAUACGUGAAUUAGGCACAAAUACAAUGCGACCAUUACAUACACGUUUUCUUGAUUUACCAUUACAAGCAUAUUUAUGUCGUUUAGAUGGUUUUGAUGUAAAUUAUCCAUGGACAAUACAAGAUAAAGAUUUAUUUAAAAAGAAAAUACGUGAUAAAAUUUUAUAUGCAAGAAAAACUCAUGAACCAAAUUUUAUUCAACUAGUUGAAUUUGUUGAUGGUCAACUUAUUUCAUUUGAUUCAUUUUGGAAUACACUUCAUCAUUCACAUAAAUCAUCUGAAACAACAAAACCAAAUCAAUCAACAUCGUUAAAUCGUAAUAUACCUUCAACAUUAACAAAUGUUCAUUAUUCUCAACAAACAAAUGUGUCACAAAAAGUUAUUUUACCUAUGUCAAAUAAUGAACCACCUGUUCGUAAUCUUCAACCAGUAUUACCUGGUCUUGUUAAUUAUGGAAGUGGUUCUGAAUAUAGUCAAACAUCAUCAAUGAUGCCUAAGACAUCAACAAUUAAAAAAUCAAGUGGUGUAACUAUUCCACCACCACCACCACCAUCACAACCAUUAUCAUCAACAACAAGUAGACAACCAAUGCAAUUUAUAUCAGCUGGUUUUAAACAACCUGUUGAAUAUACACAUUUAUCACCUAGUGAACAAUUAGCACAAUUACAACAACAAGAAAGUCAUCGAAUUCAACCAACUAGUGGUUAUUCGAUUAAUAAACAUUUUCGUCAACAACAAUAA
Molecule: messenger RNA, 3585 nt
Organism: Rotaria sp. Silwood1
Lineage: Eukaryota; Metazoa; Rotifera; Eurotatoria; Philodinida; Philodinidae
Source: the annotation of a GenBank genome assembly